AAAAAUGGCAGUGAAUUGUCAAUUUUACGUCAAUAUGCCCUAAGAGACGAUCAUUUUAUCUUCAAAAACCAUUCAAAGAAACCAAAUAAUAAAUUCAUCGUUGCAAUUGUAAUGACAUUGAGAUGAAAAACGACAAAAGCCACCUACCAUCAUGAAACACAGCAAAGACGACAAGUGCCCUUCACCUUUAAACGUAUCAAACAAGUGCAUUUUAAACGAGAGACCGUCUGAACUGAAAAAUGGGCUAGUCAAUGGACUAGCACACGUAAAUCGCUCGACGGGCGGCAAAAAAACCAAUCGGAAAAAGAAAAACAAGAACGCCAAACAGGAGAAUGUAAAUAGUGAAACGCAACAGAACUCUAGUGUAGUAAAUGAUGUGUUCGAGCACUUUGAACACCAACGUACAGAAGACGUUGUAAAUAAUGUAGAUAGAAAGAAUGUUACUAAAGCGACGUUAGACUCGAAUGAGAAUAUCUCUUGUGAUAAAUCAUCCAAUAAACCGAAGAAUAUCGUAUCUCUACUAUCGGAUAACGUUACACAAGAUGCUCAAGUUUCUGGUGAUUCGGACGUUCCGUUAGAUAAUCUUAAGGAGCUUAGCUUAGAGGAAGAAGCGCCGAUCGGUACGAACGAAGCGGAAUCGAAGCCAAAAAUAGACUUCAUACAAUACGAAUCCGAACUGCAGAUGCCCAUGAUAAUGAAGAUCAUCCAAAAGGACCUAUCGGAGCCGUACUCCAUCUACACGUACCGGUAUUUCAUACACAACUGGCCGAAGCUGUGCUUCCUGGCCAUGUGCGAGGGGGAGUGCGUGGGGGCGAUCGUUUGCAAGCUGGAUUUGCACAGGAAGAUCAUCAAGCGCGGCUACAUCGCCAUGCUGGCGGUCGACGAGAACUACCGCAAGCUCAGGAUCGGCUCGAAUCUCGUGCAAAUGGCCAUUAACGAAAUGCUGCUGGGAGAUGCCGAUGAGGUCGUUUUGGAGACGGAAGUUACCAAUAAACCGGCUCUGCAGUUGUACGAGAAAUUAGGUUUCGUGAGAGACAAACGCCUUUUUAGAUACUAUUUGAACGGCGUGGACGCUCUAAGGCUCAAGCUCUGGUUGAGAUGAGUGGCGAAUCGAAGCGAUAACCAUUAGUGUCGAUUUCGAUAGACUCGGAUGAGGUUCUGUUAUGGUUUUUACGUAUAAAAGUGGCAAGAAGUAGUUGGUUUGUUAUAAAUUUUAUAGUUGUUGGUUUAUUUAAUUUUUUUUUCUUUGAUUAAUACUGGAACGUGAAACUGUAGUAAAGCGUCUAAGCAUCCGAAAUUUCGUAAAUUCGUUUUGGUUUUUUUUGUCGUGAAUGGGAGUGGCUUUGUAAAAGGAUAUGAUGAAAUCGAAACUAAACUAGCCAAUAAAAAAAUAAUUCAUUAGGAAUUAAAAUAAUUGUGUGCUUAAAAUGUCUUUAUUCUCGUUUUUUUCCUAUUACGAUGUACUUUACGUAGACGUGAUGUCUAUAAAUGUAUAAAAUUUUGUAUAUAAUCCAGUGUUCUUAUAUUACACUACACCUACAGG
This is a messenger RNA of Phyllotreta striolata, 1543 nucleotides long. Lineage: Eukaryota; Metazoa; Arthropoda; Insecta; Coleoptera; Chrysomelidae. The record is from the annotation of a GenBank genome assembly.